Molecule: messenger RNA, 555 nt
Organism: Brassica napus (rape)
Lineage: Eukaryota; Viridiplantae; Streptophyta; Magnoliopsida; Brassicales; Brassicaceae
Exons: 3
Coding region: 1-555 (184 amino acids)
Source: RefSeq, a predicted model, not a curated record
AUGGACACCAAAAUAUACUUCAACAACAAUGCAGUAGCUCAUCCUAUCCAAGCAACAUGUUCUUUUGCGAGACUAUCUGAAGAGCAUGUAGUCUUCAUCGGCAACCUAGAUCAAGAGUAUGUACCAAAGACUUAUGAAGAAGCCAUGGAGCAUGAAGAGUGGAGAGCGUCAGUUGGGGAUGAAGUUGGAAAGCUUGGAGCGAGAGUAGCCAAGACUCCACUAGAAGAUGGGUAUAAGGUGCUGCGUGAGGGGGAGAUUGAAGACAAGCCCUAUGCUGACGUUAAACACUAUAGAAGAAUGGUAGGAAAGCUGAUAUACCUCACCAUCACCAGGCCUGAUGUAUGCUUUGCAGUUAACCAAGUAAGCCCGAAUAUGCAAGCUCCCAAGAUACACCAUUGGAACAUGGUUGAAAGGAUCCUAAGAUACCUAAGAGAGGCGCCAGGGCAAGGAGUGUGGAUGGGAUGCAACAAAAAUACAGAGAUAGUUGGGUAUUAUGACGCUGAUUGGACAGGAGACAGAGUGGAUAGGAGAUCCACUACCGACUAUUGGCAAUGA